GCCAGGAUAGCCCGUGAACUGCUGCUGCAGCGGGCCGCCCGCGAAUCCAGUCGGUUGAGGCCCCAGGGCGCCCGGGAAUCCGCCGGGCUGCUGGAACGACUGCUGCUGGCCAUACUGCGGCUGCUGGCCAGGUCGGGCGCUGUUCCCACCCCCUAAGUACGAGUUGGACCCGGAGAACAUGGCGAAGGAGCGAGCGCGGCGAUGGAGCUCAGUGGGCGCCUCGCAUGGGGGGGUUCGAAGUAUGCGGGCUUGGUAGAGAGCGGAGGUCGAGGGGGCACUGGAGCAGUUGGGGGUGCAAGGGGACAGGUCGCGCCCUCUGUGCCGUGCUUCGUGACGCUUCGCGCUAGAGCUUCGUCAUCUCUCCAUUGGCUCGAGCUUGCCUCAGCGCUCCGGGACGCGCAGCCCGCCGCUCGCCCACAUCCUUGACCUUGACCUGCCCCCAACCCAACAUGUCUGGCGAACGCAACGGCGACACCGGCGGCCACGUCGAGCCGGAUUUUGCGCAGGCCUUCAAGGAGCUCGCCCGCGGGGAAGGCGCAGCCACUGCCAUGGAGAACCACCUAGAUGCGCUGGAAAAGAAGAUCGAGGAAAUGCUCGCCAAGGCCGAGGAGGACGAGAGAGCCCUCGCGUCGCGGCCCAAGUCGUCGGCCACUGACCCGUCCACGAACGACGAGCGCAGACCAGCAGCGUGACGCUCUACGCUACGGACGAUAUAUGUCUAGGUACGAUGCCCAUGCUACAGAUGGCGACAGGGCGCCAAAGACUCAAAGGAUGUUUCCUCCGCUGUGCA
Messenger RNA from Paraphaeosphaeria sporulosa, 790 nucleotides. RefSeq lists its product as uncharacterized. The coding region runs from base 450 to 692 and encodes 80 amino acids. The record is from RefSeq and is a predicted model, not a curated record. Lineage: Eukaryota; Fungi; Ascomycota; Dothideomycetes; Pleosporales; Didymosphaeriaceae. The transcript is spliced from 2 exons.